Molecule: messenger RNA, 2163 nt
Organism: Melozone crissalis (California towhee)
Lineage: Eukaryota; Metazoa; Chordata; Aves; Passeriformes; Passerellidae
Gene: SLC44A2
Product: solute carrier family 44 member 2
Exons: 22
Coding region: 14-2140 (708 amino acids)
Biological process (GO): choline transport; transmembrane transport
Cellular component (GO): membrane
Molecular function (GO): choline transmembrane transporter activity
Source: RefSeq, a predicted model, not a curated record
GGCGCUCGGCGGGAUGGGGGGACACGGGGACAGCUACUACGGCAAACACGGAACGCCGCAGAAAUAUGACCCGACUUUCAAAGGGCCCAUCUAUGACAGGGGCUGCACCGAUGUCAUCUGCUGCGUCCUGCUGGUGGUGGCCAUCGUGGGCUACGUCGUGGUCGGCGUCGUGGCCUGGACCCACGGGGACCCGCGCAAGGUGAUCCACCCCACGGACAGCCGCGGGCAGUUCUGCGGGCAGCCGGGGACCCCCAACGAGAAAAAACCUUUCCUUUUUUACUUUGACAUCGUCAAGUGCGCGAGCCCGCUGGUGCUGCUGGAGUUCCAGUGCCCGACCACGCAGAUCUGUGUCAGCAAGUGCCCGGACCGGUACCUGACGUACCUGACGGCCUCGGGGAACCCCGCCUCGCUCGAGUAUUACCGCAGUUUCUGCACCCCCGAGUACAAGGGCACGCAGAAGGCUGCCCUCAACGUGCUGAAGGACAGAGAGUGUCCGGCCAUGCUCAUUCCCAGCACCCCACUGGCGCGGAGAUGCUUCCCGGCCAUCCAGGCCAAGAAGGGCGUCAUCAUGGUGGGCAACAAGACGACCUACGAGGACGGCUGGGGGAACCACAGGAAUGUCACCGAGCUGCUGGAAGGGGCCAAGAAAGCCAACGUGGUGCUGGAGACGCGGCAGCUGGCCAUGAAGAUCUUCGAGGAUUACACGGUGUCCUGGUACUGGAUCAUCAUAGGCCUCGUCAUUGCCAUGGUGGCCAGCCUCAUCUUCAUCGUGCUGCUGCGCUUCCUGGCGGGGGUCAUGGUGUGGGUGAUGAUCGUGAUGGUGAUCCUGGUGCUGGGAUACGGAAUCUUCCACUGCUACAUGGAAUAUGCCAAGCUAAAAGGGGAAGCGGGGUCGGAUAUGUCCCUGACAGACCUGGGCUUCCAGACCGACCUCCGUGUGUACCUGCACCUGCGGCAGACCUGGCUGGCGUUCUUGAUCAUCCUGUGCGUGCUGGAGCUGGUGAUCGUCCUGCUGCUCAUCUUCCUGCGCAAGAGGAUCCUCAUCGCCAUCGCGCUCAUCAAGGAGGCCAGCAGGGCUGUCGGUCACGUCAUGUCGUCGCUGCUGUUCCCCUUGUGCACCUUCUUCUUGCUGUGCCUCUGCAUCGCCUACUGGGCCAGCACUGCCGUCUUCCUGUCCACCUCCAACGAGGCCGUUUACAAGGUGUUCAACGAGUCCGCGUGUCCGUUCGCUGGGCAGACCUGCAGGCCCGAGACCUUCAACACCAGCAACGUCACCAAGCUGUGCCCCGACGCCCAGUGCCUGUUCGCCUUCUACGGCGGCGAGACCGCCUACCACAAGUAUCUCGUCGCGCUGCAGUUCUUCAACGUCUUCAUGUUCUUCUGGCUCGCCAACUUCGUCAUCGCGCUGGGCCAGGUGACGCUGGCAGGCGCCUUCGCCUCCUACUACUGGGCCUUCAAGAAGCCCGACGACAUGCCGGCCUUCCCGCUCUUCUCCGCCUUCGGCCGCGCGCUCCGGUACCACACGGGCUCGCUGGCCUUCGGCUCGCUGAUCCUGGCCAUCGUCCAGGUGAUCAGGGUCAUCCUGGAGUACCUGGACCACCGGCUGAAAGCCGCCGAGAACAAGUUUGCCAAGUUCCUCCUGGGCUGCCUCAAGUGCUGCUUCUGGUGCCUGGAGAAAUUCCUCAAGUUCCUCAACAGGAACGCCUACAUCAUGAUCGCCAUCUACGGCACCAACUUCUGCACCUCGGCCCGGAACGCGUUCUUCCUGCUGAUGAGGAACAUCAUCAGGGUGGCCGUGUUGGAUAAAGUCACGGAUUUCCUCUUCUUCCUCGGCAAGCUCCUCAUCGUGGGAAGCGUGGGGAUCCUCGCCUUCUUCUUCUUCACCCAGCGGAUAAAGCUGGUCCAGGACACGGCGCCGCCGCUCAAUUACUACUGGGUGCCCAUUCUGACGGUGAUCGUGGGCUCCUACCUCAUUGCCCACGGGUUCUUCAGCGUCUACGGCAUGUGCGUGGACACCCUGUUCCUCUGCUUCUUGGAAGACCUGGAGCGCAACGACGGCUCGGCGGAAAAGCCCUACUUCAUGUCCCAGGACCUGAGGAAGCUGCUCAAGAAGACCAACAAGGGCCAGCCCGACGCGUAGCGCCGCCUGUCCCGCGUGGAACC